Messenger RNA from Perca fluviatilis (European perch), 5912 nucleotides. Its product is annotated as adenylate cyclase type 3-like. Gene Ontology annotation, biological process: cAMP biosynthetic process; adenylate cyclase-activating G protein-coupled receptor signaling pathway; intracellular signal transduction. NCBI's taxonomy places the organism in Eukaryota, Metazoa, Chordata, Actinopteri, Perciformes, Percidae. Gene Ontology annotation, molecular function: adenylate cyclase activity. The record is from RefSeq and is a predicted model, not a curated record. Gene Ontology annotation, cellular component: plasma membrane. Bases 2625 to 5912 code for a protein of 1095 amino acids. The transcript has 21 exons.
CCUGUGCCUAAGAUAGAUGCACACAGGCAGCCACAGGGAGCCAUGGCAGAAACAAGCCUGGGUGUUUUUGGCAUUGUGAAGACAGUCCUACAAAGUGCAGCAGCAGGUUUUGCUUUUGGAGAAGCUGCGUUAUUUGCAGUUGAGCCCUCACUGACUGAAGAUGGCGUCCUGCUGACUGCUGCGACUCUGGCUGCUGGGCGAGCCGGUUCCACAGGCGUCGGGGUGGUGACGGCAUGCCUCGUGUUCACCUCAGUGCUCAUUUCUCUGGGAUGUGGUUUCCUCCUCGCUGCCAUGGUGAUGAAGCUGCUGACCAACGUUGGAGUGACGUUGCCGUGGUUAGUGGAGGCCACAACAGGAGCCUCUGUUGUGGUGGGAGCCGUCACUACAGGAGUGUUAGCGGGCAUCCUUCCACCAUGGAUCUACAUCGCAGCCCAAGGCAUUCUGGUCCUUGUAGUCUACUCUUACUCCAAUAUUAAUGACAUGACCACAGCUCUGUUAAUCAUCUUCACCACUCUGUACCUCAGUGUCCUAUACGGCAGAAUGGGUAUCAUGGUUGGACUCUUCGUCGUGGGAUUGACCAUCUCUGUGCUUUGUGCCCUACGAAAGGCUCUGACAGAGAGGAUGACACAAAGAACAAAAUCUAAAACCGGGUGCAAACUUUUAGAGAGGAUAUUCUUCUACUCUGUUUUUGUGGGGAUACUGGGAUUUUCAGUAGGUUUGGGUGCAGGUGAAGCAGGAGAAGGGUCUGAAGCAGAGGUGGUUUUGAUGCUGCAGUCGGUCCUCUGGAUGGCGUUUCUGUCUGCAGGGCUGCUAGGUGCUGGCCUGGGAACUGUGGCCAUGGUCGGGCUGGGGCCAGAGGUGGCUGGAAAGAUCGCUGUGGGAGCUGCUAUAAUAUCAUCAGUUUCCCUGAGAGCCAUUCUGCAAUCAAGCUCUUCUCUGGGGACCCGAAGCAGCAUAGGUGGAACGUUAGGAGCUGCUACAGCUGCAGGGGUGUCACUUGGAGCUGCAAGUGUUGCAGCAAAACAAGCGUUCGGGUCUAGAAACUCAACUUUAGCAACUUUAGGUUCAGUUGUUGUUGGUGCAAUUCUGGCAAUGCAAGGUGUAGCACUGAAAGUGACUCUCCUGACAACAUCAGAACUUCUCACAAUCACCCUUGUUGCAGUGGGGGCAUUUGUUCUUGGUGCACCAAAGAGCCCAUUCCACACUCAGGUGAAUCUCCAAAGAGGCCUUCUCUCGGGGCCAGAGCUAAUUAAAGGAAUCGGCAUGGAGACGGUCACCGCAGCAGCAGCACCUAUCGGAGCCGGGGCACUCGGGGCUGCAGCAUUGGGUACCGCAGCCCUGGGGAGACUGGGUACUGUGGGAGUUCUGGUGGCUAUAUUGUUGGCGUUGGGAAGUGCUCUUAGUGGCAUGAUAGGAAAAUCACCGCCGACAACAAGCACACACAGAGAGUGAUUGAAGCCUGGGUUUAGAUCUCUGUCUCUGCAUGCCUGAAUACAAGGCCAGACACUAAAAAAAGAGUGCAUACAGUAUUUGUGCAUGUUAACUAGAUUGAUGUGUUUGCAUUAUUGCACGUCUACACUGGCAUACAAGUUAUAACAACUUUCAAAUUUAGCUUAUUUGAAUCUGAUUUUUAAAUUCAAAAGCGCAUUUGCUUAUUGAUCAAAUCUGACAAUUGUCAUAAACAUGUUUUAUUGUGGCUACCAGUGUUGAAUAAAAUAGAUGAUAAAAGUUAUCCAAGCAUGUGUUUUUGUAUUUAUUGACUAAAAUAUGAAUAUCUUAGUACUGAUUACUGUAAGACACUGGGGGGUCAAACAAGUUGAAUGCCAAAAUAGCUGUAAUGAUCCCUUUUGCUCACCUCUUCACACCAGCAUUGCCACAUUUCCCAAGAGGUGAUUGCAAGUUGCCAGUUACUUUGGUUUCAUCUUAGCAACAGUAACAGAGGACUAGAAAAAGGAGGGGGAGUGGGAGGAGAGAGAAGCAAAGACUAACAGAAGACUGAAGAGCAUCUUUGAGUAGAGUCUGUUGUGCAGACGAUUAAGACAAAUAUAGACUCACACAUCAAAAUAACAUUUUCUGCCUAUAUAUAUUCAUAUUACCCUUACUGAAAAUAUUAUAUGUUGCAUGCGAAUGGAUAUCCACCUGUGGCUCAGGGUUUUGUUGGUCUACCAUGGCAGCACAAAGGACUGCAGCAUCAUGAACAAAGAAGUUUUUCCCACUGAAACAGCCUGGGGACAGAGCAGCAGCUCCAAGACUGUGAGACGCUCUCAGAAUCUAAAAUACUUCUAAGGAAUUGUAUGGCACCAUAAAAUGAAGAAACAUGGUAAUCGUUUUGAAAGGUAAGCACAUUUCUAUGGUGGAUAAAGCCAAUGGUGAAAGUCAUUGGAACACUCUGGGAUGUAAUUAGUUUCUGCACUGCCAUGUUUUUCAUUGAGUUGGAUUGAAUUUUGCAACAACAAAAAUGAAAAGUUUGACAAUGUAAUUAUCUCCUAAAGUAGAACAAAGAUGGGCUGCAUCCCAACUUUUCCAUGGAUUUUGGCAUUCUGCGCACUUCAGGAUUAAUGUAGGCCUACAACAGUAUUACUCCAUGAACCUUAAGAGAAGUAGGCUACCUUAAUAGAAGCAACAUGUCUCUUAACCGGGUCCAUACAACAGACACGGAGCAGUCUGCAGAGUACUCAGUGGAGUAUUCAGUUCGGGUUCCCAGUGAUCCGGGUCAUGGAGCGGGUCGGACGCGUGAAGUGGCCGUGCUCCAGUCGAGCUGCUGCCGCUGCCUGCCGCGCGCAAUGCGCCUCACUUUUGCGCCAGAAUCACUGGAGAGAAUUUACCAGAACUACUUCUGCCGACAGAGACAAGAGAACAUGCUCGUGCUGGUGAUGUUUGCUGCUCUUUUCAACAGCUUCAUCAUCAUCAUGUGCGCGGUGGUGUACACUCAGGACAAACUGGCGAUGGUGGUGGUCGCAGCUGUGGCUCUGGCUGCGGACAUGGUGCUCUACGUGCUGUCCUGGCGACAGAAGCUCCCUGCGUCGCCAGUCUCACGCGCAGCAGUGCCGUACAUACUGUGGCUGAUGAUCACCGUCCACGUUUUAUGUUACAUUUUUCUGAAUUUCCAGCGUUUCCCCCAUGCCAGUGACUCUGUGGGCUGGCAGGUCUUUUUCAGUUUCUCCAGCUUUCUGACACUCCCGCUGAACAUGGUGCCGCUGCUCCUGCUCACAGCCCUCUCCUGUGGGAUAUACACCCUGGUACUGGGGCUGACCGUGGCUCAAACUUUACAGGACAACCUGCAGGGGCCCAUGCUGGCGAGACAGCUCCUAGCCAACGUGAUGCUGUACCUGUGCGCAGCCACAGUGGGUGUGAUGUCUUACUACAUGGCGGACAGGAAGUACAGGACAGCUUUUUUGGAGGCCCGUCAGUCACUAGAGGUCAAACUCACGCUGGAGGAGCAGAGCACCCAGCAGGAGGAACUAUUACUGUCCAUCCUGCCAAAACACAUCGCUGACGAGAUGCUGCAGGGCAUGAAGAACCAGGCCGAUCAGAAUGAGGGACAGCACCAGCAGUUCAACACCAUGUACAUGUACCGCCAUGAAAACGUCAGUAUCCUGUUUGCUGACAUUGUGGGCUUCACCCAGCUGUCCUCAGCCUGUAGCGCCCAGGAGCUUGUAAAGCUGCUUAAUGAACUGUUCGCCCGCUUUGAUAAACUGGCAGAAGAACAUCACCAGCUGAGGAUAAAGAUCCUCGGAGACUGUUACUAUUGCAUCUGUGGUCUUCCUGACUUCAGAGAUGACCACGCUGCCUGCUCCAUAAUGAUGGGCCUAGCGAUGGUAGACGCCAUAUCGUACGUGCGAGAGAAGACUAAAACUGACGUGGACAUGCGUGUGGGCGUUCACACGGGCACCGUGCUGGGAGGAGUGCUCGGGCAGAAGAGGUGGCAGUUUGACGUUUGGUCCACAGAUGUCACUGUAGCCAAUAAGAUGGAAUCUGGGGGGAUUCCUGGGAGAGUGCAUAUUUCCCAGACCACCAAGGACAGUCUGCAUGGAGAAUUUGAGCUGGAGCCAGGGGACGGCGGGGAAAGGUGCGAGUACCUGCUGGAGAAAGGCAUCGACACUUACUUGGUUCUAGUGUCUAAACAGGUGGCGAAUGGGCACAGUGAAAAUAAACCAGGCACAUUGUCCAACAGAAAUUCAGACAAGUUGAUCAGCACUACAGAAACCAAUUGCAAUGCAGCAUCACCCCAAUCCACACCCACUGAGUCUAAACAGGAGAGGAAUAAGAUGGUCGAGGAACAAGUGAUCAACAGUCGUCUGCAGCAGGAGCUGCUGGAGAGAGAAACUCAGCAAAUAAUAAAGGAUCAUCAGAUCAACCCUGUGUCGUUGUGUUUUGUGGAUGGAAAGUUGGAGGAGCACUACUCCUCAGAGAAGGAGAAGCGAAGCGGAGCGGCCUUCUGCUGCUGCAUCAUAGUGCUCUUCUUCAUCACAGCAAUGGAGGUGUUUAUAGACCCACUUUUGGCUGUCAACUAUGUGACCUUUGCAAUAGGAGAGGUGUUGUUGCUUAUCCUCGCAGUGUGCUCCCUGGCUGCCAUCUUCCCCAGGAUGUUCUCCAAAAGGUUGGUGUCUUUCUCAGUGUGGAUUGAUCGCACACGGUGGGCCAGAAACACAUGGGCCAUGGCGGCCAUAUUUGUUCUCACCAUGGCUGUGAUCGCUGACAUGCUGAGCUGUGUUCCACCUUCCCUUCAAGUCAUCAACAGCACCUCCGGCCCCGUGCUGGAGUCACUUGGUGACCGAGGCUGUGCAGAGAAUCCAAAGCACUACAGCUUCAUGGCUGUGAUGUCACUCAUCGCCACCGCCAUGUUGGUACAGGUCAGCCACCUGAUUAAGCUGGGCCUCAUGAUGCUGGUCGUCACAGCAACUGGAGCUGUUAAUAUCUACAGCUGGAGGGACAUUUAUGACCUGUAUGACUAUAUACAGUAUGCCUCAUACAGAACAUCCAUAGUGCCAUCCAAGUACCUCAUGACCAUGAUGAUCAUUGUCAUGAUGAUUGGAUUCUACUUCUUUGCCCGCCAUUUGGAGCACCAGUCCAGGAAGCUGUUCCUGUGGAAGAUCGGUGUGCAUGACCAGAAGGAGAGGGUGUUUGAGAUGAGACGCUGGAACGAAGCGCUGGUCACCAACAUGCUGCCGGAGCAUGUGGCCAAACACUUUCUGGGCACUAAGAAGAGAGAUGAGGAGCUGUACAGCCAGUCUUACAAUGAAAUAGGUGUGAUGUUUGCUUCCAUCCCCAACUUUUCUGAUUUCUACACUGAAGAGAACAUCAACAACGGCGGCAUUGAGUGUCUCAGGAUUCUCAAUGAGAUCAUCUCCGACUUUGACAGUUUACUGGACAGGGAUGAGUUCCGCUGCAUCACUAAGAUCAAGACAAUAGGAAGCACCUACAUGGCUGCAUCAGGACUCACCCCAGAGAGCAACACGAAUGGAUACAGCAACCGCAAGCCAGAGGACCAGUCACUGAUCGAGCGCUGGCAGCACCUCGCUGACCUGGCUGACUUUGCCUUGGCCAUGAAAGUCACCCUCAACAACCUCAACAAACAGUCCUUCAACAACUUCAUGCUCCGAAUCGGUCUGAAUAAGGGGGGAGUUUUGGCUGGAGUGAUUGGAGCUCGUAAACCUCACUAUGAUAUCUGGGGCAACACAGUCAAUGUAGCCAGUAGAAUGGAGUCCACCGGAGUGAUGGGAAACAUCCAGGUAGUGGAGGACUGCUAUGACAUUCUAAAGGAGUAUGGCUUCCGCUUUAUCCGAAGAGGGCCCAUAAUUGUCAAAGGCAAAGGGGAGCUGCUUACCUUCUUCAUGAAAGGAAAAGACAAACCCAGCAGCAAUGGUGGUCCAGUGACCACUGCCCUUCCACACCAAGUUGGGGACAUUUGA